Messenger RNA from Drosophila willistoni, 4284 nucleotides. RefSeq names its product TBC1 domain family member 9 (gene Tbc1d8-9). Gene Ontology annotation, molecular function: calcium ion binding. The record is from RefSeq and is a predicted model, not a curated record. The transcript is spliced from 10 exons. Lineage: Eukaryota; Metazoa; Arthropoda; Insecta; Diptera; Drosophilidae. Bases 138 to 4067 code for a protein of 1309 amino acids.
UCUAUUGCGGAGAAUAACUACAACCUACAACUACAAAUGUAGGAGCAAUAUCAAACAAAGAGAAUUUGUUUUUCUUAUUUUCCGGUAAGGAGCAGCCUCAAACACAACCAGGUUAUAUAGAGAAAGAAUCUGCAAAAAUGUGGAUCCAACCCAAGGAGUUGCUGUUGCCUUCGGCAUUUUGGAUUGCCGAAAUGUACUCCAAAUAUUUUGUCCUACAAAAACGUCGCGGUCAUGGUGAAUCUCGAGGUUUUGGCUCCAUGCUUGUGGGCACAUUCGAUAGUGUUAUGAAUACCAAGCCAGCUCCAUAUCGUAUUCUACAUCAGACACCGUCCUCGGAAGUUUCUUACGAAAUUGCCAUUGGCAUUACACAGGAUGAGAUUGUUAAGGACUGGGAAUGGCUGCAAGCCAAUCUCUUUAAUGCACUCAACGAAAUGGAAAAUGAAGAUGAUGUCACAAAUUUUACUAUAUGCAAAAUUCAAUCACUUUAUGCACAAAACAAUCAAGAUGAUACAGGUGAAUCGGCUGAUUUUAAGGUGAUGACCUCACAAUUUCGACAAAUCUUCAAAAUGCCCGAAGAGGAGCGUCUGGUCAACUCAUAUUCAGCCACUUAUGUAAAGAACAAAAUACCACGACAGGGUCAACUUUAUAUAUCAAUGAAUCAUGUAUGUUUCUACUCAUAUAUGCUGGGUCAGGAGAUCAAGCGUAUUAUACGAUUUGCCGAAUUGGAGGAUAUUAGUCGAAAUGCAAAUAUCAUUUAUCUGAAGACUACCAAUAAUAUGACUUAUAAUUUUACAUUGCUCUUCAAUGCCAGUGAGGCACAUGUGCUGAUUGAGCAGUUAAAUAAAAUGGCAAUACAACAAUUGAUACAUGAUCCUGAAAGUCCUGUCGUUGAUCAUGAUCCAUCAAAUUUUGCUCGGCUUGGUGGCAAGGCAAAUUCGGCGUCCACAUCGAAGAAACCAGUUUUGUUGCGUGAUUUGACGGCCCGACAAAAGUCGGAGGAAUUUCGUGUACACUUUCGUUUGCCCCAGACAGAGAUUAUUGAUGGGAAAAUCAAGGCCAAUAUAUGGACACCAUAUUCAAAGCGUUUCAAUGCCGGGUAUAUAUAUCUAUCACCAAAUUUCUUAUGCUUUCGCAGUGAUGUCAAGGAUUUGGUUAGUGUAGUUAUACCCAUGAAAACCAUCAAGAGUGUGGAGAAAAAGGAUGAUGGCCAACAGCGUUUUGACAAUCAAAUUGUAAUUAUCACAUCGGAGAAUGUGCCUUUUGUAUUUGCCCAGAUCAUUGAUCGCGAGAUAUUGAUAUCAAAGAUUACCGAUUUGUUAUCCCGUAUACAUGUCCCUGUGAGUCGUGAACGUGCCAAAUAUGACAUUUCGUGGAGCAAACAAACCGCUUUAAUGAACACCUUCCGCACGAAAUUCAGUGAGGAAAUGCUAAAAAAGCAGGAAGAGAAAUUAGCCCGUUGGGAUUCACAUUUUCGUGAUUUUGGUCGUGGCAUUGGCAUGUUUCGUACAACAGAUGUGAUCAACCUAAUUGUUGAGGGCAUCCCCGAUAAGCUGCGACAAGAGAUAUGGUUAAUAUUCUCUGGGGCCAUUCACGACAAGGAGAUGAAUCCGGGCCUAUAUGAGGAUUUGGUUGAGAAGGCUGCCUGUAUUAAAUCUUGUUUCGCUCACGAUGACAUCGAUCGAGAUUUGCCACGCUCAUUGCCCGAACAUCCAGCAUUUCAGAGUCCCGAUGGCAUUGGAGCAUUACGGCGAGUCCUUCAAGCGUAUGCAUUGCGAAAUCCACAAGUUGGUUACUGUCAGGCCAUGAAUAUUGUUUCAUCGGUAUUUCUAUUGUUCUGUGAUGAGGAGAAUGCAUUCUGGAUGUUGGCCAGUUUGUGUGAGAACCUAUUGCCCGAUUACUACAAGGAUAAGGUGGUGGGUGCCCAAAUCGAUCAGGGUGUGCUCAAUGAGUUGGUCGAAACACAUUUGCCCGAUCUGCAUGAACAUUUAGAGCAAUUGGGUGUCAUCAAAAUGAUAUCCAUCUCCUGGUUCCUUACCAUAUUCAUCAGUGUCAUUAGCUAUGAGAGUUCCCUGCAUAUUUUAGAUUGCUUUUUCUAUGAGGGAGCCAAAAUCAUAUUUAUGAUUGCCCUGCAAAUCAUUGAAUGGAAUCGCGAGAAGCUUCUCAAAUGUCAUGACGAUGGUGAGGCUAUGUUAGUGCUGCAAACCUAUUUGGAGGGUAUCUACAAUCCAGAAUAUCAAGUGCCACCCUCAUCAGACAAGCGACGCAUGGAGCGUCCACAAACCCAGACUGUGCAAACGCUAAUCCAUGAGGCGUACACCAAAUUUGGUGAAGAACUGACCCAACAGCGUAUCGAAGAGUUGCGCAACAAGCAUCGCCGUCUAACCGUGCGACAAUUUGACUUGGAUAACGAGAAGACCAUUGUGAAGGGUCAUCUACAGAAUCCAUAUUUCGAUCGAAAGGAACUACAUAUGCUGCUCUCGAUCAUAAGGGAGGAGAAAAUGGUAUUGAAGUCGCUGCAACAGCAACACAAGCAACAGGGUGGCAACCAAUUGGGCGAGACGCCACAACUGCAACAUCAAUCACCCACAAGAUUGCCAAAUGAGCCGAUAAGUAGACAAGAGGCCUAUGCGGUUAAUUUUGAAAUAUUCCACACGCUCUUCACAGAGCUAACACCCUGGCGUAAAUGCGUCAGUGUGGAUAUAGGCGAAAAACUAUUUCGGUUGACUGACAAAAAAGGAACUGGUAGCUUGGAUUUUGGACAAUUAAUCAAUGCCCUGGGUUUAGUUUGCUCUCAAAGAUCCAUGGAGAAAUUAAAAUUAUUAUUUAUAUUGCAUUUGCCGCCAUUGCUAAGCAAAGCGGAAAUCGAAAGAUUACGUCGUCCACGUCCUAGAACCAAAGAUGAUGCCGAAGAAGCCAUUGAGGCUGAGGAUUUCUUUGAACCCUUUUUUAUCUUCUCCCGUUUCUUUAGGGACGAUGCCUCCGAAUCAAUAGAGGCUUUGCCUUCUCCCUCGGAUCACAAUUUUGAUGGCGAUGAUUAUGCCUUGAUAAGUGCCACACAACAUUUACAUAAUCUAGCUGGCAUUUCGGGCAAUACGUUUAUGGAUUUGUCACGCAACACACCAAAUCUCUCACUGAAUUCAAAUGGUAUUUGUGGUGGUGGUGGUGGUGGUGGUGGCGGUGGCGGUGGCGGUAGCAACUCAACCUUUUAUGUGGAUCUGCCAGGUGCAAAUAGAACAUCAGCAACAGAUCUAUUGGGGCUAGGCCAGCAAGGACGUUACGAAUCGAUUGACACAUUUUCGGAUAUUUCAGAUUUGGGAGCUAACCGUUUAACGCCACCAACAAUGGACAAUGUGGCAGCUACUGCCGCUGCCGCUGCUUCUGGUGGUGCUGGUGCUGCAGCUGGAGCAGAUCCUUUACUAUUGAAUGUUGAGACAAUAUCGAAUUUCUCUCAGAUCAGUGAUCUAGUGGCUGCCACCCGAUUAGAGAGGGCCGAUUCCAAUGCCACCGAUUCACGUAGCUUGGGCAGUUUGGGUUAUCUGCUGGAUCAGCCCGAUGAGGCCACCGGCGGUAGCCUGCAACAGCACAUUCCCCAUAUGCGUAAAGAGAAUUUCCAUUUGUUAUGGCGUAGCAUUAUCGAGAUAUUGGGAUGUGUACAAGAUGAGGAAAUGCGACGGGCACAUGAAAAUCUUUUGGAAAUGGGCAAUAGUAAUAUUAAAAAGGAACCAAGUUUGGAAAGUUUCACCCAACUAAAUAUGGGCGGUAGUGGCGAUGAGCAACCCGAUAGCAAUGGUAAUCCGACUACACCGGCUGCCGAAUCUUCAAACACAACUCGCCUGUUUGUAGCCCUUGAGGAGGAACUGCGUCAAGCGGGCGGUGCAAGCACCAGAAGUAACAGUUCUACUACCACCAAUAUAUACGAAUCUUGGCAUAUAUCAAUCAAUCAGUUUAUUGAGACUGUUCUGACUGUGAAUGCCAUACAAAAAGGUUUCCAAGUGCCCAUACAAAUUGUGGAGCAAAUCGAGCAACUGCAAAAGAAGCGACGCAAAUGCCUCUCCACCAAUUAUUAAGCACUCAAAUAUCUCCCACUAUCGGUAUUAGUUCUAAUCUCCAAACUAACCCAGCUCCUCUCCUUGGGCAAUGCGAUUUCAUAUAUACAUAUAAAAAUUUUUCUUUUUUUUUAUUAAAUCGUAUCCAUGUUUUAUUGUAUAUGUCUAUGUAAUUAGAUAAGACAAUUGUUUUUGUGAAUAUAAUUCCAAUUAUUCCUAUCUAUAUAUAUAUGUAAAA